Messenger RNA from Saccostrea cuccullata (small rock oyster), 1876 nucleotides. Its product is annotated as homeobox protein invected-like. The transcript is spliced from 5 exons. The record is from RefSeq and is a predicted model, not a curated record. Gene Ontology annotation, molecular function: sequence-specific double-stranded DNA binding; DNA-binding transcription factor activity, RNA polymerase II-specific. Gene Ontology annotation, cellular component: nucleus. NCBI's taxonomy places the organism in Eukaryota, Metazoa, Mollusca, Bivalvia, Ostreida, Ostreidae. The coding region runs from base 167 to 1741 and encodes 524 amino acids. Gene Ontology annotation, biological process: regulation of transcription by RNA polymerase II.
UACCCGAGCCAUGCGCGGUCAGCGAUUCUAAAUGAAAAGUAAUCACGACUGAAGAUUGAAGUCCUCACAAUUUCUACACAGAAGCAUUUUUCAUAGAGCAGUUCUAGAUUGUAUACUACAACUCAGCUUUCAAAUGUUAAAUUCAAACACAAGGUGUUAGUUUUCUAUGUCAGAUUUAGUGCAGAUUGGACUAAAUAUGUUAGCCAUGCAAACUGUGAUGCAGUCGGACAUUUCCAAAAUACACGCAAAUGUGCCAGUUUCUUUGGCUUUGGGACACAUCAACACUUUUUGUAAUCCACAAACUGUAGACAAACAAGCUUUGGCUACCAGGACAACGGAACCGGAAAUAAACAAUAACAAACCCGACGAGCCUCCGAAAAAGGACUCACUUCCGUACCCUGGACAUUGUUUUCCACACAUAGGUUUAUAUAGUGCUCAAAACUCUAACAACAGUAUACCAUUAGACAAUGAUGCACAAACCUCAAAUACAGGAAUGGAACAGAAAAACUCCGCACAGACAGUAUCUAAGGACUCAUUCGAGCACGUGCUAAACGUUUUGGCGAGCACGUUCACUGGAUAUAGCGGGACAAAUUCUUCCUCUCGUCACAAGACAACGACGGAGGAAGUAAGUGUGAAUUCUAAUACAUUACAACCACCAAGUCACCUACCUGAUGUGGCACAGCCAUGCAAGAAGAGGCGUCUCUCCGAAACUCAGAAUCAAAGGACUGAUAUAACCCAAAAUCAGAUGGUCCCUGUGAUGAAAAGUGAACAAGCUGGCAAGACCAACUCUUCUCUGAGUAAGACAUCUAGGCCAGAAACACAACAUAAAGCACCUGAAACACCACCCAACCCUGGACAGUUUUACUAUACCUCUCCACAAUACUUACCUUUUUACCCCCAACCAAUGUGUGGAAUAUUUGUUCCCGAUUCUCAGCAGGUGCCACAAGCAAACAGCACAACCCAACAUACUCCUGUUUGCCAGAGUCCAAUCAUGUCAACGUAUCAAACUCCAAAGAGUAGGCCAAAGAAAGUCUGUCAGAGACGAUUAACUUCACCAGCAGAAUCUGACAAAUCAUCUGAUAUAUCACGUGACGAAGAUUCUGAGGCCGACGUUUCAGUGGUAGACGUCGGUGGCAAUACUAAAGACACAAGUGAUGCAGGUGAUACAUCAAAAGACAGUGACAUUUCUAUGGUGUCUUUGAAGUCUACCAAAUCGACCUCUCCUUCUGGCAGUAGCACGGAGUCACCUUCAACAGUUAGUCCAGAUGAGAUUUGCCGCAAAAAGGCAAGGACCAACUACACACCUCAACAAGUCCAUACCCUGGAAAAGGUUUUUCACGAAAAUCCAUAUCCGGAUGCUGAAAAAAUGGAGGAACUGUCCAAAGAACUUGAAAUUUCGGAAAGCAAAUUAAAAGUUUGGUUUCAAAACAAACGAGCACGUUGGCGCCGGAGAAUGAAUGACAAUACCCAUCAGGUCCCCCGCUUUAUGGGACCAUCCACAUUGAUGCCGCCCAUGUCGCCCUAUGGGUAUAUAGGUCACGUGAUGCCUCCUCCAAUGUCCCCGGCACAGGUCGUCCCAGGUCACUUUGUUCGCCCCGGUCCAUCUUCAUCACCACCUUCCACGUCACCGGGCAAUAAGCAGACGUCACACAUGACUUCACCCUACCAGUCACGUGGUCACUUCCCGUCAUACAUGCCAAUGUAUCCGUAUGGAAUGUUCUCGCCAUACUACUACAGCUGAUGAUUCCGUAUUUUUAGUGACAAACAUGAAACAAGGUGCUUUUACGUCAUAAAUAUGUUAAUUUGAAUCUGUGAAUAAAAUUGAUGCAAACUUUCAUAUAUCUUCCAUUUAUUGUUUGUAAAUAUGUAGAUAUGU